AUGAGUCAGCCCAGCCCAGCCCAGCCCAGUUGGGCCUCGUUUCGCCAGGCACAGCCUGUUUCGCCUUGUUUCGCCCAUCUCGACUGUCGCCUGACCGCCAGACACUCACUUGCCACAGGCACUCGCCACUGCAGGCCGCAUCCCAGCGGGUGCACCUCACACACCGGCCACCAGUUGAUGGCGCAACGCACUCACGCACGCCCAAAAAGCCGUCUCACUCGCCACGCUUGA
This is a messenger RNA of Protopolystoma xenopodis, 231 nucleotides long. Lineage: Eukaryota; Metazoa; Platyhelminthes; Monogenea; Polystomatidea; Polystomatidae. The record is from the annotation of a GenBank genome assembly.